GUCAGUACACAGUUUCACAGUUCCAGAAUUAAGAAUAUACAGCAAAAUACAUACACUCACACACAAGUACAAGGUUCACCCAAGUACGUGAAGGAGAUUGUUAAUUAAUUAUGACCUUAGUUGUGUUAUGAAAAGUGAAACAUUCGGCUUGGCCAGAUGUUAAAUGAGCACAUCCAUACCAAAUUGAAGUGAUUGAAUAUGAUGCACCAAGUUCUGAAAGCCUUUCCAGAUGAUAAACCUAUAACAGCUAUCUGUAUUAUUGAAGACUCUUCAAAAUGUCCUCCAGGAUUUUAUGUGGUGUCUAGAACUCACGAUCAAGACGCUGAUGCUGAUCUGUGGAGGGAGGCUAAUUUCUUUGGACGUAAAAUAACUCGCUAUAUAUGUUUAAGUAAAACGGAAGGAAUUGCUGAUUAUGUGGUUGAAAAUAUUGGAGUUAUUAAUGAAAAAGAAACUCCUCCAGAUGGUUACUGCCUCAUACCUCGGACAAUUGAUUCUGAGCAAAAAGCAUGGCGCAAACGUCAAAUGUGUUACCGGUUGACUAGGCGGAAUCUUGCUCUUUCAGCCGUCACAGACAUUAUAUUAUUGGGAAGAGCAAAAAAGGCACCAGAGGGUUUCUCUCUUGCUGGUGAUAUCAAUGGUGUGUUACUUUGCUUUAAAACAGGACCUAUACACCAACCCCCUCCAAGCAACACUCCUCUUCUAGGUUACAGUUUAAAUCCCCUAAAAAAUGGAGAUUUACGACCAGCACCUCGAAUACCCAUCAGUUGCAAUGACGAUAGUUCUCCUACACACGAUUACGAGAACUUGAUCCGGCCAAAACGACCAGCUCCUCCUCGCCCACCACCAGCACAAUCCGUCUACAGCACCAUUGCAACGUAUCAUGGCCUAGAAGGAAUACCAUUUAUAAUGAAUGCAAAAUUUAAUAGUGAACCGACAACAACAAUAUCGGGGAUUCCUACAAUAAAGGCCAAAACACAGUUGGAAUUAGAUAAAGAGUACGACUAUGACUUCCGUCUUGAACGGCAGACGUAAUAACUACUGUUACUAGUAAGGAGUGGACUUUAGACAUUUUGUACAGAUAUUUUGUUGUCAGCAGUAAUUUUAUUUUUGGAGUUUUUACAAUUUUAUCUACUGUAACUAUAUUUUUUACCCAAUUUAAAUUAAUUUAUUUUCAUUAAGUUGUCAUUUUUCAGAUUAAGUGAUUGGCUUACAAUUUAGUAUUGUUAACUAUUGCCUUGUUACCAGAAAAUAGCAUGAAUGUUUUAUUAUAUUUAUUUGGUUCUUGUAUAUUUUGAAUGUCAUUGCUUUAUAAUACUAUUUUAUUCUGUACCACUUAGUUUAUUGCAAGUUUAAAAAAUAAUGUUUUAUAACAUGCUGUAAUUAAUGGUUCUAGUCUUCAAGUAUAAGAUGGUUCUAAUAGAAAUGUAAAUAUUUUUUAUCAAUUUGAAGAUAGAUAAGUACUUUUCUGCCUGUUAACAUAUUAGAUUAAUUGUGUCUUGUUAGAUAUUUUUAUACAGUUGUACCUCUCUAGUUGACUAUGCUGUAUAUACAAUUAUCAAACAGUAAAUCAUAAGUUACUUUGCA
Homalodisca vitripennis (glassy-winged sharpshooter) is the source of this 1584-nucleotide messenger RNA. RefSeq names its product multivesicular body subunit 12B (gene Mvb12). The record is from RefSeq and is a predicted model, not a curated record. Gene Ontology annotation, cellular component: cytosol; ESCRT I complex. Bases 199 to 1032 code for a protein of 277 amino acids. The transcript is spliced from 9 exons. Gene Ontology annotation, biological process: receptor catabolic process; regulation of epidermal growth factor receptor signaling pathway; viral budding. NCBI's taxonomy places the organism in Eukaryota, Metazoa, Arthropoda, Insecta, Hemiptera, Cicadellidae.